AAACAUUGAAUUUAUAUCCGAUCCGAUUAUCAAGUUCAUUCGGUGUGUCUGAUUGCUAACAUUAUCGAGCCGCUUUGUCGUCUUUGGUUUAAUCAAAAAGUGAAAAUAUUUUCUAAUCGACCGAAGAAAUGAUCAAAUUUUCAUUCGUAACAUUUUGGUUAUUUGGUGUGUGCAUGCUACGAACUAGUAGCAGUCAGGAAACGAAAACGCCAAAAUGUGCAAAAACACCCGAUACUUGGAAGAAAGUCGACGCAGCAAUUAAGGAGUGUCAGGAGGACGUUAAAUUGAAAAUCAUUACAGAUACCUUCUAUUCAAACGAAUGGGACGAUUCCAUAUUCGAUGACGAUGGCCACUUUCAGUUUUCUAGUGCACAUGAAGAUCAUCUGCCAAUAAUCGAUCAUUCUACAAUUUACGGUCGUAAACCUCAUACGAUCGAGGAUCAUCCGCAUAUUCACGAUCACCACUCACUCGUUUCUGAUCAUUCAUCACAUAAUCUCGGUCAUGGAUCUAUUUAUGAUCAUCAUUCAAACGUUCAUGAUGAUCAUACCAAAAUCCACAAUCACCAUCCGCAAAUCCACGAUCACCCGCAAAACCACGAUCACCUGCAAAACCACGAUCACCUGCAAAACCACGAUCACCUGCAAAACCACGAUCACCCGCAAAACCACGAUCAGAAUACACAAAUCCAUGAUCACAGCUCACAAAUCCACAACCACAAUCCACCAAUUCACAAUCACCACCCACAACAAAUUUACGAAUACCACUCACAAAUCGAUGAUCACAAACCACAAAUUCACGAUCACAAUCCACAAAUCAAUGAUCAUAACCCACAGAUUCACGAUACACAAGCUCACGACCACCACCCAAAAAUCCACGAUCACCUCCCACAAAUCCACGACCAAAAUCCACCAAUCCACAAUCACCACCAACAACAAACCCACGAAUACCACUCACAACUAAAUGAUCACAAUCUACAAAUGAAUAAUCACAGCCCACAAAUUCACGAUCACCUCCCGAAAGUUCAAGAUCACCAAAUUCCAAUCCAUGAUUCUUCUAAAAGUGAGCAUUUUCCAACCCUUCUCAGUUAUGAAGCCUUAGCGCAUCGUCCACAUGAGCUUUUACCGAAACCACACCAUUCGCAUGAUGUACUCCGACUGAAGAAUCCACAACCUUUUUCACUCUCUACCCAUCAAGACAGCACAAGAAAUGCUGUACAUAUGCCGGAGGAACAUGUCAAGCAUACCACGUCAAUGUCUGAUAGCCCGAUCGAGCAGGAUCACUACAUUGAUUUUAAUGAAUUUCGAAAAAAGCGACAUGCAAACGAACAUGAUCGUAUUCAUUCGUCCACUGCCACGUACCAUGAUAAACGAAUCGCUGGUUGCAUAAUGCAGUGUAUCUACAAGAAGAACCAUGCUGUUGACAAGCUCGGCUGGCCAACACUUGAUGGGCUAGUAAACUUUUACUCUGAAGGUGUCAACGACCACGGAUAUUUCAUGGCUACUUUGCGAGCCGUUGAUUACUGCCUGAAAGGGUCAUCAGCUAAAUAUCAUGUAAACAGACGCUCAACACCAGAAAAGGGACAGACGUGCGAUGUGGCUUUCGAUGUUUUCGACUGUAUCUCGGAUCAAAUUACCGAAUAUUGCAGUGAUGGUCAUUCUGAUUGAAGUGUGAUUCGAAUCAUAAAAAUACAAAAAAAAACAAGAAGCUAAUGAACGAUCGUGUUUGAGUUAUAAUCUCGAUUAUGACGCCGCGGUCAUUGGGAAGGAAAUAAUUUUUUGGUUUGAACCGUUCCGUAAUGACUUCCUCAUCAGAUUGACGAGAUUAUUGUGGAUAGAUAAAAUCUAUGUCUUCGAAGACAUUAUCUCACUCGAUCGUAUGCGUUUUAAACAUUUUUUU
This is a messenger RNA of Bradysia coprophila, 1896 nucleotides long. RefSeq names its product Odorant-binding protein 73a (gene Obp73a). Gene Ontology annotation, molecular function: odorant binding. The record is from RefSeq and is a predicted model, not a curated record. Lineage: Eukaryota; Metazoa; Arthropoda; Insecta; Diptera; Sciaridae.